AUGACGAUGCUUGCGAUGGCGCGAGGAUCGGAGGAGCGUCGGGACAAGGCCGAGGACGAGGCUGAAGGGGAGACUGAGGCCAACGGCGAGGUGGACGUGGUGGGGGUGGAAGAGGCCGCGCCGGUGGACCUGACGCGGCGGCUGGGGCUGACCAGGCCCCCCGACAGGCCGGCCAUCGCCUUCUCCGUGGAGAACAUCUUGGACCCCACGAAGUUCACGGGCCGGUCGGAGGUACCGCUACGGUAUGAUGAGCAGUAUUGGAGGCCACAUUACGACAGGGAUGACAGUGAUUCCGUAAAAGACCACCUCCAACACUCAGACAUAGAAGCAGACGAAGUGGAAACGGAUGACCAGACCUCAAAUCUUGACGACGACAUCCUCACACAAUCAGACUUGGAUGAAAACGGGGACCCCAAGAGCCCCACCAGUUCGAGCUCCAAGAAAGGCAAAGGGGGGUCUUCUAGAGACUCUAAAGGGGGCACAAAGCCUAGGAGAGCUAGAACAGCCUUUACUUAUGAGCAGCUGGUCUCCUUGGAGAAUAAGUUUAAGACCACGAGAUAUUUGUCCGUGUGUGAGAGGCUUAAUCUGGCGCUGAGCUUGAGUUUGACGGAGACGCAGGUCAAAAUCUGGUUCCAAAAUCGGCGCACGAAGUGGAAAAAACAGAAUCCAGGGAUGGACGUGAACAGUCCGACGGUCCCACCGCCUUCUGCCGGUGGCUUCCCAUCAGGGCCAUACCCUGGGGGCCUGCUGUACUCCCACGGGGUACCAUACCCCUUCUCAGGACCUGGUCCUUAUGCCCCGUACUUUCACCACUUGGCGGCGAAUCACCACCACUCGCAUGGCAGCCUGGGACAUUCUCACACGUGAUUGUGGCCGCGACCGGGGUCACAGGACCCUAGGGUCGACAAAGAAAAUGAAACGAGUUGAAUGGAAAAUGAAAACAGUUGUGGACUUCUUAAUCAGUGAUGGACAAUGUAGUGUUGCGUGCGAACACUUAAGAGCCUGUUCAAUCAAAUGUUUUUAUUUUUUGUGUAGUCAGGAAAUGGGGUCGUGCUUUGCCGUUUGAUGCUCCAAAAACACAAUUAGGCUUCCUGAAAUGAAUGAAAGUUUUUUUUAUACCUCAUUUAAACGAUUAUAUGUCUCAACAAUAAUUGUCUGUAUAUUUACACACAUGAACCGCCUUACAGCAAUUUAAAUUCGGUCUUUCAAAGUUUAAUUGAGAAUGUCACAACGAACAUUUGUGAACAGACUUUGAAUAAGUGACGAAACUGUAUUAUAAUAGUGCAAUUUAUUUAGAGUACCCGCACACUGAAAACUUUUAGUCGGCCGAUUUGUUUGGGCUCAUAAAUCAGUAUGAAGAUGAAUAGUAGUACGCACAUUACAAUGGUCAAGUAUUAAGCCGGUAUUAGACGGACUGAAAACGUUGAUUGCCCGACUAUCAGCCGAAUUUUUAGUCUUCAAUGUGCGGGUACUCUUAAGGUAAUAUUAUGAAUCGAUUGUGAUACGUAUUUAAUAAGAUAAAUAAGGCUAUUAUGGUAUUUA
This is a messenger RNA of Helicoverpa zea (corn earworm), 1542 nucleotides long. It is a transcript of the gene slou, whose product is annotated as homeobox protein slou. The coding region runs from base 1 to 867 and encodes 288 amino acids. Gene Ontology annotation, biological process: regulation of transcription by RNA polymerase II; cell differentiation. NCBI's taxonomy places the organism in Eukaryota, Metazoa, Arthropoda, Insecta, Lepidoptera, Noctuidae. Gene Ontology annotation, molecular function: RNA polymerase II cis-regulatory region sequence-specific DNA binding; DNA-binding transcription factor activity, RNA polymerase II-specific. The transcript is spliced from 3 exons. The record is from RefSeq and is a predicted model, not a curated record. Gene Ontology annotation, cellular component: nucleus.